Oncorhynchus masou masou (cherry salmon) is the source of this 954-nucleotide messenger RNA. RefSeq lists its product as uncharacterized. Bases 1 to 954 code for a protein of 317 amino acids. NCBI's taxonomy places the organism in Eukaryota, Metazoa, Chordata, Actinopteri, Salmoniformes, Salmonidae. The transcript has 6 exons. Gene Ontology annotation, biological process: response to bacterium. The record is from RefSeq and is a predicted model, not a curated record.
AUGGUUACUGAGCUGGGAGGCACUGUGACUCUCACUUGUCUUAGUUCAGAUGAGUCAGUGACCAGAUUUAAUUGGUUCAAGCAGAAUGACAGCUAUAACUUGACCAUAUCCAACACAGAGCCAGGGGACUCAGCUACAUACUAUUGUUCCACUAAGUCCAUCUAUGAGCUCACAUAUGGAGAGGGAACUGUAUUAAUUGUCAAAGACUCAGAGUCCAACAGCAUGUCUGUACUCCAGCAGCCUUUGUCUGAGUCAGUCCAGCCAGGAGACUCUGUGACUCUGAACUGUACAAUACACACUGAGACCUGUACAGGAGAACAUAGUGUCCUUUGGUUCAGACAUGGCUCAGGAGAAUCCCGUCCAGGAAUCAUUUACACCCAUGGAAACUGGAGUGAUCAGUGUGAGAAAAGCACUGAGACUGAGAAAAGCUGCAUCUACAACCUCCCCAAGAGGAACCUCAGCCUCUCUGAUGCUGGGACUUACUACUGUGCUGUGGCCUCAUGUGAGGAGAUACACUUUAGGAACGGGACCAAGUUGGACAUUGACGUAUUGUGUGUCACGUUCACCUUGAUCAUUGUCCUGGUUUGCAUCAUGUACAAGAUGAACAACACAACAUGUGUGCAGUGCAGAGGAAUCAUUUACACCCAUGGAAACAGGAGUGAUCAGUGUGAGAAGAGCCCUGAGGCUGGGUCUCCUACACAGAGCUGUGUCUACAACCUCCCCAAGAGGAACCUCAGCCUCUCUGAUGCUGGGACUUACUACUGUGCUGUGGCCUCAUGUUGGGAGAUACUGUUUGGGAACUGGACCAAGCUGGACAACCAAGACAGUGACGUGGUAAACUAUGCAGCUGUGAGUUUCACCACCAAGAAAAGCCCCUCCUCCAGAAGAGAGGGAUCCCAGACCAGCAGAGAGGAUGCAGAGAACUCUGAGGUCAGGUACCUUCAGCAGGAGUGA